Messenger RNA from Echinops telfairi (small Madagascar hedgehog), 1232 nucleotides. RefSeq names its product RNA polymerase I subunit F (gene POLR1F). Gene Ontology annotation, cellular component: RNA polymerase I complex. The transcript is spliced from 4 exons. NCBI's taxonomy places the organism in Eukaryota, Metazoa, Chordata, Mammalia, Afrosoricida, Tenrecidae. The record is from RefSeq and is a predicted model, not a curated record. The coding region runs from base 1 to 1002 and encodes 333 amino acids. Gene Ontology annotation, biological process: DNA-templated transcription; DNA-templated transcription initiation.
AUGGCGGCUGGCUGUUCAGGAGUGCGGCGGCCCAAGGCUGCCCCCGAAGAGCCAGUGGUGGGGCCGGCCGGCAUCGUGCCUUGCCUAGAGCUGCCAACCUACGCUGCCGCCUGCACGCUGGUGAGUACCCGCUACUCCUGCCUGGUGGCCGGGCCGCACCGCAGACACAUAGCGUUGUCGCCGCGCUACCUCCACAGGAAACGCACCGGCAUCCGAGAACAGCUUGACGCCGAGCUCCUGCGCUAUUCCGAGAGUCUUUUAGGUGUCCCUAUUGCAUAUGACAACAUCAAAGUCGUGGGUGAGCUGGGAGAUAUUUAUGAUGAUCAAGGACACAUUCAUCUUAACAUUGAAGCCGAUUUUGUUAUUUUCUGCCCUGAACCAGGACAAAAACUUGUGGGCACAGUUAAUAAAGUGUCUUCCAGCCACAUCGGCUGUUUAGUCCAUGGCUGUUUCAAUGCCUCUAUCCCUAAACCGGAGCAGAUGCCACCUGAGCAGUGGCAAACCCUGGAGAUAAGUGUGGGAGAUGAACUUGAAUUUGAAGUCUUCCGCUUAGACUCUGAUGCGGCUGGAGUCUUUUGCAUUCGAGGAAAACUAAACGUGGCCAGUUUGCAAGCCAAGUGUUCUCAAGUUUCUGAAGAAGCAACAGAAACCACCACUGAAGAAACUGUUGAAAAUCCUCCACAGAAAAAGAAGAAAAACCUAGAGACGUCCAGAGAGGGAGAGGCUGCCGCAGAGCUGGUAGCUGUCUCGGUAAAGGGAGAAGCCGGGCUGCAGACCAAUGGCAGUGCAGAGGGCCUCGGUGGGGAGCAGCCCCAGGAGAAGAAGAAGGAGAGGAAGAAGAGAAAGCCCCGGGAAGCUCCGGAUCCAGACCCUGUUCUCCCAGGCAGUGACUCCAGCGGCUACCAAAGUGACCGCAAAAAGAAGAAGAAGAAACGAAAAUACGAGGAGGCAGCGGUUUCCCCCAAUGUGGAACACUCGCCUAAAAAGAAAAGGAAACCGUAAUCUUCCUGAACUGCAUUUUAAACAUGGUCCAGUUUUAAUGUGAUCAUCUCACAGUAGGUGAAUCAAUGUUUCGAAUGAUGUGAAAUGCAUAUGUAUUUCACAUAAUUUAUGGAAACAUUUGAAUUUGAGGUGUGUGUAUGUGUUAAAAUUAUGAAACCUGUCUCUAAAGGAUUUUAGGGAUAUUAAAGUGCCAAUUUAUUAUAUAAGAAUAAAAAAUGAAGCUGUUCUUA